GCGUGCGGCGGGCGCCGGGCGAGGAGGCGGGACACGUCGGCGCUGCCACCGCCGCCACCCCUCCUCCCACUCCGGCCGCCGCCGCCGCUCCCGCGACCAAGUCCGCCCGCGAUCGCUGCGGCGCCCGGCGCUUCCUCCCGGCCGGCUUCUGACAGCGUCCGCUGCGCCGUAGCCGCCGGGCUCCCCGCUGCGGACAUGGCGACGCGCUCCUGCCGGGAGAAGGCGCAGAAGCUGAACGAGCAGCACCAACUCAUCCUGUCCAAACUGCUGCGGGAGGAGGACAACAAGUACUGCGCCGACUGCGAGGCCAAAGGUCCCAGAUGGGCUUCCUGGAAUAUUGGUGUAUUUAUUUGCAUCAGAUGUGCUGGAAUUCAUAGAAAUCUUGGGGUUCAUAUAUCCAGAGUCAAGUCAGUCAACCUAGACCAAUGGACACCGGAACAGAUACAGUGCAUGCAAGAUAUGGGAAAUACUAAAGCAAGACUACUCUAUGAAGCCAAUCUUCCAGAGAAUUUUCGAAGACCACAGACAGAUCAAGCAGUAGAAUUUUUCAUCAGAGAUAAAUAUGAAAAGAAGAAAUAUUAUGAUAAAAAUGCUGUAGCUAUUACAAAUAUUGCCUCCUCUGACGCUCCUCUUCAGCCUUUGGUAUCUUCUCCUUCUCUGCAAGCUGCUGCUGAGAAAAACAGAUUGGAGAAAGAAAAGGAAAAAAAAAAGGAAGAGAAAAAGAGAGAAAAGGAGCCAGAAAAGUCUACUAAACCACUUCCAACUGAAAAGCUACAAAAGAAAGAAGAUCAACAACUGGAGACUAGAAAAAGCACCAGCCCUAAGAAGGCUGCAGAGCCCACUGUUGAUCUUUUAGGACUUGAUGGCCCUGCUGAGGCUCCAGUGACCAAUGGGAACGUGACCACAGUGCCAGCCCUAACUGAUGAUCUGGAUAUCUUUGGACCAAUGAUUUCUAAUCCCUUACCUGCAACUGUCAUGCCCCCAGCUCAGGGGGCAUCCUCUGUACCAGCAACUGCUCCCUUAUCUACAGUGACAUCUGGGGAUCUGGAUCUGUUCACUGAACAAACUACAAAAUCAGAAGAAGUAGCAAAAAAACAACUCUCCAAAGAUUCCAUCUUAUCUCUGUAUGGUACGGGAACUAUUCAACAGCAAAGCACUCCUGGUGUGUUUAUGGGACCCACAAAUAUACCAUUUACCUCACAAGCACCAACUGCAUUUCAAGGUUUUCCAUCAAUGGGUGUACCUGUACCUGCAGCUUCUGGCCUUAUAGGAAAUGUCAUGGGACAGAACACAGGCAUGAUGGUGGGCAUGCCCAUGCCCAAUGGUUUUAUGGGAAAUGCACAAACUGGUGUGAUGCCACUUUCUCAAAAUGUCAUUGGCCCCCAAGGAGGAAUAGUGGGACAGAUGGGUGCACCCCAGAGUAAGUUUGGCCUACCACAAGCACAACAGCCUCAGUGGAGCCUCUCACAGAUGAAUCAGCAAAUGGCUGGCGUGAGUCUCAAUAGUGGGAGUCCAGCAGCAGGCUUUGGCCAGCCUCCCAGCACAACAGCAGGAUGGUCUGGAAGCUCAUCGGGUCAGACUCUAAGCACACAGCUGUGGAAAUGAGAACUGCAGAGCAAGUCUCAUCCAAAACUAACAUCUGACAUUCCUUGCUAAAAGCAUCUAGUUCCCCUAUUCAUUCAUGUACAUAUAUAUUGGUUUUCUUUCCCCCCACUUGUUCAUAUUAAGAAUUACCUGAUUGACCGUGUUGGUCUGUACUGAUUAAAUUUUUGUGGUGCAAAGCAGGUUAAGAAUCCACUUUAUGUCAAGGGCAGCUUUGCUCCUAUUCCCCAUGAUUUCAUAAAACCAUAUUAUUUGAGAAGCUGCUCAGUCAACUUAUAUAAUCAGUUUUGCUGUCGAUAAAAUUAUAGCGCUAAUGUUUGCAUAUAAGGGAAGUAGUUAUCAUGUUAGUAAUACCUCUAACAGUAUAACCCCACCCCCAAAUUAGCCAGUAAUCCUGUAGGAAGGUACUGUAUGAUCAAAUGUUUAAUCAUAUAAAUAGAAUGUAAAUGUAUCACUGAGCACUGUUUUCUAGUGUAUCAAGAUUCUUUUAUUGCAUCAUUCACUUCACCGUGCUGUUGUUAUGAUGUGCUUUUCAGGGAACGUGGUUAGUGAAAAGAUAAACCUGGAUGUUACUGUAAACCUUAAGCAUAAGAAUUCAAAUUUUACCUGCCUCUCAUAAUUUGGAUCUCUUCAUAUGUACAUAGUGCUAACACUAAGACCUUUGCUGCACUAUAUACAAACAGGGUAACUAAAACAAAGCCACUUUUCAUCCUUGAAAGUAUAUCCAGGUUUAUGACAGUAAUUGUGUUUACAUUUUAUGGUGCCUAGUAUUGACAAAAUGUUAUUUCCCUAUAUUAAACAGGUGAAUCCAUUAA
Molecule: messenger RNA, 2417 nt
Organism: Dipodomys spectabilis (banner-tailed kangaroo rat)
Lineage: Eukaryota; Metazoa; Chordata; Mammalia; Rodentia; Heteromyidae
Gene: Smap1
Product: small ArfGAP 1
Exons: 11
Coding region: 196-1605 (469 amino acids)
Biological process (GO): regulation of clathrin-dependent endocytosis
Molecular function (GO): GTPase activator activity; metal ion binding
Source: RefSeq, a predicted model, not a curated record